AUGGAGCUCCCCCGGCUGAUAGUGAUAGGCGAGAAGAACAUCGGCGGCAUCGGAGGUUUUGUCCGCUCGCUUGGCAGGACAGGCAGGAUGGCCCUGAUCUCCGGGGUGAAUGUAAGGAAGCUGGUUCAGGACAGGGUGGAGAGAUCCCUAGAGGACUGCGGAAUCAGGUACGACUGGCAUCUGGCACCAAGCAAUGAGGUGGGCGCCCUAAAGAUACUGGAGAACCAGGUGAGGCGGCGUCACAGCAGACUCAUUGCGGGUAUUGGCGGCGGCCAAGCGGUGGAUGCCGCCAAGAUGUUGGCAUUCAAUCUGAAGGUGCCCUUUGUCAGCGUGCCCACCGCGGCCUCCCAUGACGGCGUUGCCAGCCCAUUCGUGUCGCUGAAGGGCGACAGGCCACAUUCCAUGGUGGCUACAGCUCCCCUGGGUGUGUUUGUGGACAUUGACAUAAUCAAGGGCGCCCCCCGGAGAUUGCUGUCCAGCGGGUGCGGGGACCUGAUUGCAAACGUGAUUGCCGUUAGUGACUGGGAGCUGGGGCGGGACAGGACUGGAGAGUACUAUGGCAGGUAUUCUGCGAGCUUGGCCAUGCUGAGCGCAGGAAUCGUGCUGGAGAAUGCGGCCAAAUUUGCAAAGAGUGGGAUAGACGCAAGGGUGGUAGUCGAGGCCCUGAUCAGUGCCGGGGUGGCAUCGUGCAUAGCGGGAAGCAGCAGGCCAUGCUCUGGAGCAGAACACCUGUUCUCACAUGCGCUAGACAAGAUAGCGCCGGAGGUUGGCCUGCAUGGAGAAAAGUGUGGGAUCGGCGCGAUCAUGAUGGCAAAGCUUCAUGGCCGGGACUGGAAAAAGAUCUCCCAAGCUCUGCGGGACGUGGGUGCGCCAACAACGGCAGAACAGAUAGGGCUGGAUCGUGAUACGCUUGCCAGCGCGCUGGUUAUGGCGCAGGACAUGAGGCCCGAACGGUACACCAUUCUCAAGGAGAAAAAAAUGACAAAGACGAAAGCCAUCUCCCUGGCAGAAAGCACGUUGGUUCUGUGA
Molecule: messenger RNA, 1029 nt
Organism: Geodia barretti
Lineage: Eukaryota; Metazoa; Porifera; Demospongiae; Tetractinellida; Geodiidae
Source: the annotation of a GenBank genome assembly